AUGGCGCCCCCCUCACGCCAUAUAGCAGGCAGACUGCUCUCCUCACCCUUUAUAUCGGUACUAUGCCUCUUCUACCUCUUCAGCUCUACCGCACUGGCUGCGUCUGCAGUUCUGGGAGUCGAUCUCGGCACCGAAUACAUCAAAGCAGCUCUCGUUAAACCCGGGAUCCCCCUCGACAUUGUCUUGACCAAAGACUCGCGGCGGAAAGAAAUGUCCGCCGUGGCUUUUAAGCCCUCGAAGAAUAUCAAGAGUGGAGAGUUCCCUGAACGAGUUUAUGGUUCCGAUGCUAUAGCCCUGGCUGCUCGAUUUCCUGGAGAUGUGUAUCCAAAUUUGAAGACCCUCCUCGGACUGAGAGUAGACAACUCUGUGGUUAAGGAAUAUGCUUCGCGGCACCCCGCAUUGAAGCUAGAGGCCGAGAAGAUAAGAGGUACUGCGGCUUUCGGAAGUGGCGCUUUUGCUGCAGAUGAGGAAGCAUGGACGGUCGAGGAAAUAUUGGCUAUGGAGCUCCAAAGCAUACAGAAGAACGCCGAAGCUCUCGCCGGAAAGGGCAGCGUGAUAAAAGACUUGGUAAUAACAGUCCCAGCGUUCUAUACUGCAGAAGAAAGACGAGCAGUGAUAUUAGCAGCAGAUUUGGCAGGUCUUCGAGUGUUGGAAUUGAUCAGUGACGGACUGGCUGUUGGUGUGAACUACGCCACAACUCGGACCUUCAAAAGCAUCAACGAAGGUGGAAGCCCGGAAACUCACAUGGUAUUCGAUAUGGGUGCUGGAUCCACCAAGGCUACGAUUUUGAAAUUCCAAGGACGAACCGUGAAGGAUGUUGGAAAGUACAACAAGACCAUUCAAGAGGUACAGGUUCUGGGCAGUGGAUGGGACAGGACACUUGGUGGUGACGCUCUCAAUGCGGUCAUCGUGGAUGACAUGAUCGCCAAGUUCAUCGCAUCACCCGCAGCAAAGAGCAUCUCGCCCACCAUCGAAGCUGUGCAAGAUCAUGGACGAGCCGCUUCAAAGCUCUUGAAAGAGGCCGAACGAUUAAGGCAAGUACUCAGCGCCAAUGCCAAUACUCAAGCAAGCUUCGAGGGUCUGUAUGAAGACGUUGACUUCCGGUACAAGAUCUCUCGAGCGGAAUUUGAGAAACUCACUGAAUCAUAUGCGGCUCGUAUUGCUGUUGCAAUGCAGAAAGCACUAGACGUAGCCGGUCUCAACGUCAAGGACAUCGACUCGGUUAUCCUACAUGGUGGUGCCACUCGAACACCAUUUGUCCAAAAGGAGCUAGAAAAGUUCAUUGGCAAAGCUGAUAAGCUUCGAACCAACGUCAACUCCGACGAGGCUGCUGUAUUUGGUGCCGGAUUCAGGGGGGCUGGUCUCAGUCCAUCGUUCAGAGUGAAGGAGAUCAGAGCUUCUGAAGCUGCAGCAUAUCCAGCUGGCAUCAAGUGGACCAACAUUUAUGACAAGCCACAGCACCAAAGAUUAUGGCAAGCCACCUCUUUUCUUGGUGCUGAAAAGCAGUACAGUUUCAAAAACCAGAAAGACUUCUCUAUCAACUUUUACCAGCACGUUCCAUCUGCCGAGAAUGUCUCUCCUGGUUCAGCCGAAAAGGAAAUUUUGACCCUGACAACUCAAAACCUCACCGAGUCAGUCGCUAUACUCAAAGAAAAGUUCGGAUGCAACGAUGACGGAAUUAACGUGAAGCUCAGCACUCGAUUGAGUACAAGCAACGGGCAGGUAGAAAUUGUCAAGGCUGUUGUCGACUGCGAGGUCGAGGAAUUAGAAGAGAAAGAGAGUGUGAUUGACAAUGUCAAAAACAUGUUUGGAUUUGGAAAGAAGGACCAAGCACCGUUAUCAGAUGACGAGGAUUUGGCUGAAUCCAUUUCCUCCAGCUCUACAAAAACCUCCAGUAGCUCCACCUCCACUUCUGCCUCUGCGUCUCCAUCCGCCAAGGAUGCCAAAGACACCAAGUCCAAGGACUCGAAAGAUGCCAAGCCGAAAAUCACGAAGCGCUUCGAGGUCAUUCCAUUGAAGUACAGUACUGAAAUCAGAGGCCUUCCGCAAUUACCUACAUCAGAAAUCGCACGAAUGAAGAACCGCAUCGUGGCCUUUGAUGACUCCGAUCGUUCCCGUCGUUUACGAGAAGAGGCUUUGAACCAACUUGAAGGCUUCACCUAUAAAGUCAGAGAUUUGCUCGAUUACGAAGAGUUCAUAGCAGCAUCUACUGCCGAAGAGCGAGCAACUCUGGAGGCCAAGUCCGCAGCAGCCAGUGACUGGAUCUACUCGGGUGGCGCUGAAGCUAGCCGGGAGGAACUGAAGGCUAAGUUGAAAGAAAUGAAAGAUAUUGUCAACCCAAUACAAACACGAAAAGAUGAAGCCGUAAACCGACCAGAGCAUUUGAAGGCUCUCCAAGAAGCUCUAAACUCAACACAAACUAUAAUCGCCGGCAUCAAGGAUCAAAUUGCCAACGACACUAAAGCCCACGCCUCCUUCAGCGCCUCAAAGUCAAGCGCCGCGUCCGCUUCGACAGAUUCAGCCACACCAUCUCCAUCGUCAGUAGACGAUUUUGCAGACCUCGAAGACGAACCGUCUACGGAAACGGUCUCGUCUCCACCAGAAGAAGCCACACUCGCCCCUCCAGUCUACACCGAAGCAGACCUAGCGCACCCCCAAUCACUCUACGUCUCCAUCUCCUCCUGGCUUACCACCAAGCUCACUGAGCAAGAAGCCCUCGCCAUAACCGCGGACCCCGUGCUACUCACCAAAGAUAUGGCUGCUAAAGCAAAAGAAUUGCAAGAUAUGCAAGUCGAGCUCGCGAUGAAGAGCAUAAGACAGCCCCCCAAAUAUAAUCGUCCGACUACCAAGUCUAAGAAACAGUCCAAGCCCAAGAAAACCAAGACGAAGAGUAAGUCUGGGGGCAAAAAGACUGGCUCGGCAGAAAAGCCAGAGAAUACAUUGGAGUUUAACGAUGAGGGCAUGCCAAUGUUUAAGGUUGGCGAGGAUGGCGAGAUGCCGUCUGAGGAGGAGAUUAUGAAGUGGUUCGAGAAAAGCAAGGCGGAGCAGGCAAAAAAUGAGGAGGCUGAGGAAAAGCCUACGACGAAAGAUGAAUUGUAG
Lachnellula hyalina is the source of this 3099-nucleotide messenger RNA. It is a transcript of the gene hyou1, whose product is annotated as Hypoxia up-regulated protein. Gene Ontology annotation, biological process: negative regulation of hypoxia-induced intrinsic apoptotic signaling pathway; endoplasmic reticulum unfolded protein response; cellular response to hypoxia. NCBI's taxonomy places the organism in Eukaryota, Fungi, Ascomycota, Leotiomycetes, Helotiales, Lachnaceae. The transcript has a single exon. Bases 1 to 3099 code for a protein of 1032 amino acids. Gene Ontology annotation, cellular component: endoplasmic reticulum chaperone complex. The record is from RefSeq and is a predicted model, not a curated record. Gene Ontology annotation, molecular function: ATP binding; ATP-dependent protein folding chaperone.